UUUAGGGUCGCCCUUCGUUUUGAACUUGUGUCCUGUGAGUCUGGGUGUUAAAGUUGCUUUUGGUGGCCGCAUUUCUUAGACACAUUAAAAGCUGGUUCCUCUGUGCCAGUUCUCAAAACGUAGGAGGAAAUUCUCCUGGCACGGAAAGCUCCAGACAGCUUGUAAAACCCCUGCAGCCCGAGGACUUCUUGCGGAUGCCAUUGCGGACCCUGAAGGACGCGGAGGGGCAGAGAGGGGAAGCAGUCUGACACUCCCCCCCAAGGUGGGCGCACCACAGAGCCGGAAACCCCGGGGGGUCAAAGGCCACUGCGUGGCCGCCUGAGGAACCUGGGAUGUCAGGACCAAGGCCUGUUGUCCUGAGUGGACCUUCUGGGGCCGGAAAGAGCACCCUGCUCAAGAGACUUCUGCAGGAGCAUGGCAGCAUCUUCGGAUUCAGCGUGUCCCACACCACGAGGGACCCGAGGCCUGGAGAGGAGAAUGGCAAAGAUUACUACUUUGUGACCAGGGAGGUGAUGCAGCGGGACAUUGCUGCCGGGGACUUCAUCGAGCAUGCCGAGUUCUCGGGGAACCUGUAUGGGACUAGCAAAGCGGCUGUACGAGUGGUGCAGGCCAUGAACCGGAUCUGCGUGCUGGACGUGGACCUCCAGGGUGUGCGGAACUUAAAGAAGACCGACCUGAGGCCCAUCUACAUCUUUGUGCAGCCACCCUCGCUGGAAGUCCUGGCACCUCAGGAACAGAGGUUGCGGCAGCGGAACACGGAGACAGAGGAGAGCCUGGCCAAACGGUUGGCCACUGCGCAGGCAGACAUGGAAAGCAGCAAGGAACCCGGUCUGUUUGACCUGAUCAUUGUCAACGACAACCUGGACAAGGCCUACUGGAGCCUGAAGGAGGCACUCUCGGAGGAAAUCAAGAAGGCCCAAGGGACUGGCUGCUCCUGAGGAUGCCAACGGCUGUGUCCUCCCUGGACAGGACCCUGCACCCACCCUGGUGGCCAGGGUGCCCCUGACAAGGUUGGCUCUGCCAGCCUCUUUCUGGGUGCCCCUGAUCAGUCCCACUCUCCUGUGGGAUCUGGGCCCGCAUCCUAAUAAAGAGCUGCUGGUUAGAGUGUC
This is a messenger RNA of Myotis brandtii (Brandt's bat), 1109 nucleotides long. It is a transcript of the gene GUK1, whose product is annotated as guanylate kinase 1. Lineage: Eukaryota; Metazoa; Chordata; Mammalia; Chiroptera; Vespertilionidae. Bases 333 to 938 code for a protein of 201 amino acids. Gene Ontology annotation, biological process: purine nucleotide metabolic process. The record is from RefSeq and is a predicted model, not a curated record. Gene Ontology annotation, cellular component: cytosol. Gene Ontology annotation, molecular function: GMP kinase activity. The transcript has 8 exons.